AUGGCUUCUCCGGUAGAAGAAAGCAAAACGGUGCAAAGCUGGGAAGACGACGGGGAGGAUCAGAGGACAGACGGGGUCCCGAAGGAAGGAGGCUGCCCGAGACACAGCUUCCCCAAAAGAGACAGGAGCAGAGGUGGGGCUCCCGGAUCUGAGGCCGGCCCCCCGACUCCCAUUGCAGCACACACCCAGGGGGUCUGCUCAAAGUCAAAGCACCUACUGCGGUCCUGUCUUCUCCAUCACCUCUCAGGGGACGGUGGUUGCUCUGCACACUGCUUAAGUCUGGAAUGCAGGCAGGCUAAGUGA
Molecule: messenger RNA, 303 nt
Organism: Rangifer tarandus platyrhynchus (Svalbard reindeer)
Lineage: Eukaryota; Metazoa; Chordata; Mammalia; Artiodactyla; Cervidae
Source: the annotation of a GenBank genome assembly